Sorex araneus (European shrew) is the source of this 927-nucleotide messenger RNA. RefSeq names its product olfactory receptor 2H2-like. The transcript has a single exon. Lineage: Eukaryota; Metazoa; Chordata; Mammalia; Eulipotyphla; Soricidae. Gene Ontology annotation, biological process: G protein-coupled receptor signaling pathway. The record is from RefSeq and is a predicted model, not a curated record. Gene Ontology annotation, cellular component: membrane. The coding region runs from base 1 to 927 and encodes 308 amino acids. Gene Ontology annotation, molecular function: olfactory receptor activity; G protein-coupled receptor activity.
AUGACCCAAAGUUGCAAUGAAAGUCACAGUGAUUUUAUCCUCCUGGGCUUCUCUAACAAGCCAUAUCUAGAGAAGAUUUGUUUUUGGGUAACUCUAUUUUUUUAUUGUAUGACUGUUACUGGAAAUGUGGUUAUAAUUAUCAUCUCCUGGAAAGAUCCUAAACUCCAUUCCCCAAUGUAUUUCUUUCUUUCCAAUCUUUCCCUUUUAGAUUUCUGUUUUACUAGUAGCUGUGUUCCACAGAUGUUAAUUAAUUUCUGGGGUCCUGAAAAGACCAUCAGUUAUGUCGGUUGUGCCAUUCAACUCUUUGUUUUCUUGUGGCUUGGAGCCACUGAAUGUGUCCUUCUUGUGGUCAUGGCUGUUGACCGCUAUGUGGCAGUGUGUCAUCCUCUUCAAUAUAAUGUUAUCAUGCACACAAAACUAUGCCUGAACCUGUCCAUCCUUGCAUGGGGGAUUGGCCUGGUUCAGUCUUUGAUUCAGUCUCCUACUACCCUCCAGUUACCCUUCUGUGCCAGUAAAGAGAUAGAUGACAUUGUGUGUGAAGUACCAGCACUGAUUCAGAUUUCUAGUGCAGAUACCACUUACAAUGAAUUACAAAUGUCCAUAUCCAGUAUUGUUCUCCUAGUGGUGCCCUUGAUGAUAAUUAUUUGGUCCUAUAGUUCUAUUGCUAAGGCUGUUCUGAAAAUAAAAUCAACUGCAGGGCAGAAAAAAGCAUUUGGCACUUGCAGUUCUCAUCUUCUUGUAGUCUUUCUCUUCUAUGGCACAGUCACGGCUGUAUAUCUUCAGCCCAAGAAUAACUAUACUCAUGAAAAUGGCAAAUUUUUCACCCUUUUCUACACUGUUGUAACUCCAACUCUAAAUCCACUUAUCUACACGCUAAGGAACAAGGAGGUAAAGGGUGCACUAAGGAGACUGGCAAAGAGGAUCUGA